Messenger RNA from Anopheles moucheti, 1115 nucleotides. RefSeq names its product U6 snRNA-associated Sm-like protein LSm2. Gene Ontology annotation, molecular function: RNA binding. The transcript is spliced from 3 exons. Bases 111 to 398 code for a protein of 95 amino acids. Gene Ontology annotation, biological process: mRNA splicing, via spliceosome. Lineage: Eukaryota; Metazoa; Arthropoda; Insecta; Diptera; Culicidae. The record is from RefSeq and is a predicted model, not a curated record. Gene Ontology annotation, cellular component: P-body; Lsm1-7-Pat1 complex; U4/U6 x U5 tri-snRNP complex.
CUGGGCGGUUAUAUUGAACUGUCACUUGCGCCAAAGUGUCGGCAAAAGUACAAAACAAAGCGUUGGUUUGAGUGCGUUUCGAUUGGUGGCAUUGAUUUUCUUUAAUUAAAAUGCUUUUCUAUUCCUUUUUCAAAUCCCUGGUAGGGAAGGACGUUGUAGUUGAAUUGAAGAAUGAUCUAAGCAUUUGUGGCACGUUACAUUCGGUGGAUCAGUACCUGAACAUAAAGCUCACAGAUAUCAGUGUGACCGAUCCGGAAAAGUAUCCACACAUGCUGUCGGUAAAGAAUUGUUUCAUCCGUGGUUCAGUUGUAAGGUAUGUGCAACUGCCUGGCGACGAAGUGGACACACAACUGCUGCAAGAUGCUGCACGAAAAGAAGCUGUAACAAGCGUACGAUAAGUAAAGAAUGUGUGUAUAUGUUUAAACAUUACAUAUGGUAUUAUUGGGUAGAUGGUAGAGAGGUGAUGGGCUGGCGAUAAUGAUGACAAAUGUGAAGAAAUAAUUGUCGAGUUCGGGUUGGUCAUCUCGGCCAGAUAACUUACCUCCAGGCGAGUGUACAUCAGAGCCAUGAACUAAAUUGUUAGCGUAAUUUGGUUCCGUUUACAAAAUUUAUAUUCCAUAAUAUUUUCAAUACACCAACAUGUCGGGUCUAGGUUUAAAUCUUCUCUACUCAUGCGUAAGGCUAUUUGUGAUGCUGAUAAAACCACGUUUGAGAUAGGCAGUCAUUAGGCAACUCGGGUUAAGACUGAGCGGUUGUAGAGCUAAACGAGAAGCACAUUUCUUUCACUAAAGCUAGGUGUAAUUAAAAUUGGUUGUUUGUAUUGCCAUUAAGCCAGCAAUUUUAGAAUUCCUGUGAUUGAAGCCGUACCAAUCAUGCCUGUUCUUAUUUAUAUUUGAUAUUUGAAGUAUGAUAAUUGGAGCAUGAAAUACCAACUCACCAUAGGAAUUUUGAUGUAUAUUAAAAUUACAUUACCAUGAUUAUGAAUUAGAUUUCAUUAAGCAGCAUCCGUUCCAUCUUUGUCGUAGAUCCAAUAGAGUGUAACGUAGAGUAACUGAAAAAAAGAACUCACUGCACUCUGCAAUCAGCGUCAUCAGCAGAUGAAUAAACUCAUCGAU